AUGACCAACGUCCAGAAAAAGGAGAUGUUGUCGGAGGAAUUAAAUUCCUUUUACCUGAGUUCACUGGAAGAACAAGUAAGAGCUCAGAUGGAGGACAACAAUGCAAUGAUCACCGAAACCGAAUCUGUGGGGAGAGUUCUCCUACAGAUCGAUGUAGACAGAUUGCAACAGUUCCUUGAUCUUCUCCAAGAACACAAGAAUGGAGAUUUACACAAAGAGAUGUGUAGCCCACAAGACCAACUCCAAGCUCAGCAGAUGAAGGUAGACAAAGAGGCCCUUCCAAAUGACGUGGAAGCUAUACAGUCGAUGACCUUUGCUGAAAUGAACUGGAUCACAGCAGCUAAAACUAACCUGGAGUUGGAAUUGGAAAGUGAACUGGAAUUUGAAAGAGCUCAAAGAAAGGAGCACAUCAACAAACAUAAUGAUGAAAUGGAGAAGAUGGCAGCUGCCCUGAAGUUAUUACAGAACAUGUUGGAUACCUCCCGUCAGCAAGUGUCCUGCCUCAGGAGACAGGUGGGUUCCUCACGGGCAGAUACUCUUCACAAGCUGCAGACGCAAGACAAAGUCAACCGAAAACGCACGGCUUGUCUGAAGAAAACAUUUAAGGACCAGCUGGAGAGUGAACAUUUGAAAUGGAAGCAGGAGAAAGCAUCCAUGUUGGAAAACAGCAACUCCCCCGAGGUUGAAAAAAGCAACAACGACGACCUCUUGGCUGCUGUGAAAAAGGCCGAGCAGCAGCUGGAGAGCCGUACCAUUGAGUGGGAGCAGGAGAGGACUUCCUUCAAAGCCAGGCUAGAAAAAACAUGCCAGGACCUUGAACAUGCCCAACUGAAGAACAUCACUGCUGUUCAUACAUUGGAAAAGGAGGCUGUGGAGAUGUCAGAAAGAAACCAGGCCUUACAAGACCAGCUGGAGAGUGAACAUUUGAAAUGGAAGCAGGAGAAAGCAUCCAUGUUGGAAAACAGCAACUCCUCAAAGGAGGUUGAAAAAAAGAAGAACGACGACCUCUUGGCUGCUGUGAAAAAGGCCGAGCAGCAGCUGGAGAGCCGUACCAUUGAGUGGGAGCAGGAGAGGACUUCCUUCAAAGCCAGGCUAGAAAAAACAUGCCAGGACCUUGAACAUGCCCAACUUAAGAACAUCACUGCUGUUCAUAUAAUGGAAAAGGAGGCUGUGGAUAUGUCAGAAAGAAACCAGGCCUUCCAUUACCAGCUGGAGGAACAAAGAGCAGAGACUAUCAAGAUCACAAGAGCUCUGAAAGAAACUGAAGAUCUGUUAGAAAAGCAAGGCCUCAGCUUUCAGCAACUGACAUCACAGCUCGAAACAUCCUGCGUCACCAAGAUGAAGGCACAGGAGGAGGACCACAACAACCUCCUAGCUGCUCUGCAGAAGAAGUUUGAAGAUGAGAGUGACAAAUGGCACCACAUUAAUUCUUGCCUCGCUCAAACAGCAGAACAAACGCUGGAAAGGGAGAAGGAGCAUCUGAAUGACAACAACAGCUUAUUGUCUCAGCUGGAAGAGCUCCAACAAAAGACCACCAUGAAGCCAAAGAAAAAGUGGUAUAAGUUCUUCUAA
Messenger RNA from Pungitius pungitius (ninespine stickleback), 1572 nucleotides. RefSeq names its product rho-associated protein kinase 1-like. Lineage: Eukaryota; Metazoa; Chordata; Actinopteri; Perciformes; Gasterosteidae. The transcript has a single exon. The record is from RefSeq and is a predicted model, not a curated record. The coding region runs from base 1 to 1572 and encodes 523 amino acids.